Solanum verrucosum is the source of this 399-nucleotide messenger RNA. Its product is annotated as auxin-responsive protein SAUR32-like. The record is from RefSeq and is a predicted model, not a curated record. Gene Ontology annotation, biological process: response to auxin. Bases 46 to 393 code for a protein of 115 amino acids. NCBI's taxonomy places the organism in Eukaryota, Viridiplantae, Streptophyta, Magnoliopsida, Solanales, Solanaceae. The transcript has a single exon.
AAACUCUCAAUUCUUUUGAAGCAAAGUUUAUUUAAUUUCAAAAAAAUGGGGAUCGGACACAAACACCAUCCUCAUUUCAAAUUUCAUGUUCAACUGCAUCUGCCUAGUUUUCAUCAUCAUGAAAAUAAAAUCGAGGAAUUCAGGGAACUCCCAAAAGGGUGCGUUGCGGUAAUGGUGGGUCAAGGUGAGGAGCAGCAGAGGUUUGUUGUACCAGUGAUGCACAUCAAUCAUCCUCUGUUCGUCCAAUUGCUGAAAGGAGCAGAGGAUGAAGUAGAAUUUCAUCACGAUGGUCCUAUCAAUGUUCCUUGUCAUGUCGAGGAGUUUCGCCAUGUUGAGGAUAUCAUACAACAUGAUAAUAAUAAUAAUCAUCACUUGUGGUGCUUCAAGGCCUGAUCUUUA